Messenger RNA from Pleuronectes platessa (European plaice), 9102 nucleotides. RefSeq names its product clock circadian regulator a (gene clocka). The transcript is spliced from 23 exons. Gene Ontology annotation, cellular component: nucleus; cytoplasm; CLOCK-BMAL transcription complex. Gene Ontology annotation, molecular function: protein dimerization activity; E-box binding; DNA-binding transcription factor activity, RNA polymerase II-specific. Lineage: Eukaryota; Metazoa; Chordata; Actinopteri; Pleuronectiformes; Pleuronectidae. Gene Ontology annotation, biological process: circadian regulation of gene expression; regulation of transcription by RNA polymerase II. The coding region runs from base 445 to 3108 and encodes 887 amino acids. The record is from RefSeq and is a predicted model, not a curated record.
CCUGCGCAGUCCUCCGACAGCAGCGCCACUGGCUGCAGGGAUAUCCCGAUGAGAGGGAAGGCUGCUCGGGGUGAAUGAUUCAAAUAACUUGCCUGAUAUCCGUCAUGAGGUGAAGCGUAUAGCGAAUCAACCAUCACUCACAGACAACAGACUCAGAUGUUGCUGCCAUGUGCCACACUCCCGCCCGAAGCAGACGAAAAACCCAGCCCAAAGACCGUUUGGCCGCUUUCUCUCCUCUGAUCCAAGACACGUUCAGUGCCUCUCCUCGAAGGCUCUCAGAGCUUCACCACCCCAGUGUGUCCACUCAUUCCCCGCCUUCAUCCAGCAGCAACCUUCUCAUCCUCUCCCAGGACUGGCUGUACUGGCAGUAAGGUUCAUUCACAAAUGUCUACCUCACGAUUAAAAGAGCCCUCUCAAACACAUCGACCCUGAACAGGACACAAAAUGACCUCCAGCAUUGACAGGGAUGAUAGCAGUAUUUUUGAUGGGUUAAUGGAAGAAGAUGAAAAGGACAAAGCAAAACGUGUGUCCCGUAACAAGUCCGAGAAGAAACGUAGAGACCAGUUCAAUGUCCUCAUCAAGGAGCUGGGUACAAUGUUGCCGGGUAACACCCGGAAGAUGGACAAGUCCACUAUUUUGCAGAAGAGCAUUGACUUUCUGCACAAACACAAGGAAAUCGCUGCUCAGUCAGAGUCAACUGAGAUCAGACAAGACUGGAAGCCUCCUUUUCUUAGUAAUGAAGAGUUCACUCAGCUGAUGUUAGAGGGAUUGGAUGGAUUUUUCCUUGCAAUUAUGACUGAUGGGAAUAUAAUCUAUGUCUCUGAGAGUGUGACAUCUCUACUAGAACAUUUACCUUCUGAUCUUGUUGAUCAGAACCUGUUGAACUUCUUGCCCAUGGGGGAGCAUUCAGAUGUGUACAAGGCCCUGUCCUCUCACAUCAUGGAGGGAGAGACGCCGACACCUGAGUAUCUGAAGACAAAAAAUCAGCUAGACUUCUGUUGCCACAUGCUCCGAGGGACUAUCGACCCUAAAGAGCCCCCUGUGUAUGAAUACGUCAAGUUCAUUGGAAACUUCAAGUCCCUGAAUAAUGUGCCUAACUGUACUCGAAACGGUUUUGAAGGAGUGAUCCAGCGAUCACUUCACUCUGCCUUUGAAGACAGAGUCUGUCUCAUUGCAACUGUGAGACUCGCCAAGCCACAGUUUAUCAAGGAGAUGUGCACUGUAGAUGAGCCUAAUGAGGAAUUCACCUCCAGACAUAGUUUAGAGUGGAAAUUUCUCUUCUUGGAUCACAGAGCUCCACCCAUCAUAGGUUACCUCCCGUUUGAGGUCCUGGGUACAUCAGGGUAUGACUACUACCACGUAGAUGACCUGGAGACACUGGCCAAAUGCCAUGAACACUUAAUGCAAUACGGCAAAGGAAAGUCCUGCUACUACAGAUUCCUCACAAAAGGGCAGCAGUGGAUUUGGCUUCAGACUCACUCCUACAUCACCUACCACCAGUGGAACUCCAGACCAGAGUUUAUUGUCUGCACACACACUGUUGUAAGUUAUGCUGAAGUAAGAGCAGAACAGCGCAGAGAACUUGGAAUUGAAGAAUCUCCACCUGAGUUUACAGCAGAUAAGCAGUCCCAGGUUUCAGGCUCCGAGUCCCAGCUCAACACCAGUCUGAAGGAGGUUUUGGAGCGGUUCGACCACAGCCGGACGCCCUCCCCUUCAUCUCCCAGCUCACGCAAAUCAUCACACACUGCUGUGUCUGAGCCAGUCUCAUCACAGAUGAAGCUGCAGGGAGAUAGAAGUACAACAGGUCGCCAAUCUGUUUCUGCCAUGGAGAUGACGUCACCACGAAGAUCGUCUAUCAGCAGUCAGCAUUCGAUGAGCUCCCAAAAUACCGGACAGAACGUGACUCCAUCCAUGGUUCCUCAACAACAGCUGCAGCAGCAACAGCAGCAACCACAGCAGCAACAACAGCAGCAGCAUCUGCAGCAGCAGCAUCUACAACAGCCACAGCAGCCUCAACAGCAACAAGUUCAGAACAAUGUACAAUCGAUAGUGCAGUUCUCCAGCCAGUUAGAAACCAUGCAUCACCUGAAAGAGCAGUUGGAGCAGAGGACCAGGAUGAUUGAGUCCAACAUCCAGCGGCAGCAGGAUGAGCUGCGGGAGAUUCAGGUGGAGCUGCAGAGGGUGCAGGGACAUAACCUGCAGAUGUUCUUGCAGAAAGGAGCUGGAGGACUGAGUCUUGGCUCUGUUCAGAUGGCCCAGGGGAACACUUUGCAGCAGGGGGGGAUGCUCAGCAUGCAGGGCCAAGUGGUCUCUGCUGGGCCUUUACAGAACAACAUAAAGCAACUACAUGCUGUCCAGCCCCAGUCCCAGCAACAAACACUCCUGCAGGAACAGAGCUUAGCACUCUCCCAGUCUCAGCGGUCGUCUCUCACCCUGCAGCCUCAACAGAAUCCACUGCCUAUGUCUCUCUACAACACAAUGAUGAUCCCUCAACACAGUCCUGCUAAUGUAGUCCAGAUUGCCACCAGCCUGGCACAAAACACUGGACCCAACACUCCCACUGUGGCAACAUUUGCACAGGACCGUGCUGCUCAGAUAAGGUUCCCUGCUGCUCCCCAGCUGCUCACCAAGCUAGUGACAGGACAGAUGGCAUGUGGGGCAGUCAUGGUCCCUACAACCAUGUUUAUGGGCCAAGUGGUGACAGCCUUCGCCCCUCAGCAGGGCCAGACGCAGACCAUCAGCAUCUCCCAGCAGCCUCCAACACAGCAGCAGCAACUACCGCAGCAGCAGGAACAGCUGCAGUCACAGGUCACAGCCAUGCAGCCUGUGCAGGCUCCACUGGCCCAGCAGCAAACACAGUUCCUACAGGCUUCUCGACUUCUUCAUGGAAACCAGUCCACCCAGUUGAUCCUGCAGGCUGCGUUCCCUCUGCAGCAGCAGGGUACCUUUGCUGCCGCAACCCAGCAGCAGCAGCAACAGUUACAGCAGCAGCAACAAUUACAACAUCAACAACAGCAACAGCAGAAGCAGUUACAACAGCAGAAACAGCAACUGGCUCGUCACAGAGCAGAUAGUUUGUCUGAGCGCUCCACUACGCAGCCACAGUAGCUGGAUGCAGCCAAUCAGAAGUGGAUUGGGCCAAACCGAGGUGGGGGUGUCUUUGUGAUGGCAGUCUCAAGACGGGUUCUGCUGAAAGUGCAGCCCUGAGACCAGGCCUCAUUUGUAAGUGACUGGGUGGGCAGGCUGAGGCUUCCCUCCCUCACAAGGAGUUUUCGCUGUUUGCACUGAUCUCCUGAGCCCAAAGUGCUGCCGAGAAGAGAACUCAGGACCGUGCUAGCUGCGGCUCUGGCAGUUUGCUUUGUCUCUGGUUUGAAGCCUUUUCUCCAUGAAAACGGGGAGCCAUGUUUCCCUGUAAUGGACUCCCUGUCCCCCGUCCCCUCCCCCAGCCCUCUUGUUGUGUGUUUAUUGCGCGUGUGUAUGUGAGUGUGUGUUUGCAGGAGCUUGUGUGUGCGUGCACUCUAGUCACCCUCACAGGAUUAUUUUAUGCAGAGCUCACCAGUUAAUGCAGUGAAGCUUCAAUCAGAGCUUCAAGGACGUCCUUCUAAACGGCCCAUGGCUAGUUUGUUUUGGAUGUUUUCUCCUAUUCUUGUUCUUCGUGUAAAAAUAAUUAUGGGUCAGAAAAUAUUUUUAAGAAUGUGUUGUAGAUUGAACUUUUACUGUACAGAACAUCAUGUGUAAUAUAUACUGUAAAUAUAUUGAAAAAGAAAGAACUAAUAUUUUAUAUGAUGCAUGAAAUGAAAUGCAUAGUCUGUUAUUUGCAGCUUUGAAUAUGCUUCUUUUCUAGUCUUCUCAGAAAAAAGAUCUUAAAAUGCUCUGUGGCUGAUAUUUUCACAGGCUUCCUUUCUCCUAGGGGACGAUUGUUUGUGAGUCUGCAUAGCAGACAGUGUCGAUGCUGCUUGUUGUGUCACAGUUUGUUUAAUCCUUGACCCAUAUUUUCACGCAAUUUCAUAAAACUGUCAAAAAUGAUAUACGUUUCAAAAUUCAGCUUUAAACACACAUUGUGAAUGAAGAAAAUGCUACCAAGGCUACUAAACAUUCAACAGUAAGAUUGCCAACCUAAUCCUUCUUAUAUCACUAUCUAUUCAAUUUUAGCACUUUGGCCGUCCAAAAUUCCUGUUUGGUGUCUGAAGACACUUAAUAUCUAAUCUAUAAACAUUUAUCCCUUAAAAUAAACUACAGGAUUUGCAGUCAGUCCUGUUAACCCUUUGCUAAUAUGCUCAAACUAAGAGUUAUAUGAUUUGUGCCAGCGUAGGGUUAAUCAAAUGAUUUCCCAUCAGCACGCUGAUCAUCUAUCCAUUCUUUUUUAGCAAUUUACCUGUGGCAGCUGUGAGAUGGCCCCAAAUUACCUAACUAGCUCAAAUACUGUCAAUCUGUUGUGUUUGGAUGCCAAUGUAGGUUUGCAAAGCCAGGAGCAGCACUUGAAAACAGACACUCUAUUCGGCCAUUGUUGAUGUUAUGCUUAAGGUCUUCCCAGCAAGUGUUGCUGGGAAAUUAGAGACGUAGACAGAGAAGUAAUAAUGUGGUUCUAGGCUGAUUCCAGCCAAUGGAAAAGCCAACUGGUUCUUAAAAGGUUUGCAAGUCGAACCAGCUCCGAACCAGCACCAGCCCAGCAUUAGCACUCCGUUCAAUUUGCAGGAAAGUCUUUUUGGAGAAACAGGAGCUGGACACAGUAGUCCAGUCUGAGCUCCAUGCAUGUUAAUAAAGAGAGAGAGGCCGAUCACCCUGCAGGGUUCUCAUAACGUUUUGAGUUGGUAUAGCUAAUGUACUAGUCAGCAGUUGUCACUUAAAACAUCCAGUAAACACAAAGCAACGUUAGUUCUAUUUCUGAUGAUUGUAAAUCAACCAUUCAGUCCCUUUCAGUCUUUGGUCUCCCCUGAGCCCUGAGGGAAAUAUUGGACUGUGUAGCUGCUAAAUGCUCCACACUGUUCACCAGCUAGUCGCUAAGUCGGAGCAGCAGUCGUCUGGGGCGGCCUAAAGCGGCACAUUUAGAACAGGGAGCAUAACUUUGAGCUUGAAUGGUUUGUUUUUCAUGUCAUGAAAAAGAUACUUCAUUAUAGACAAUUUUAUGUCUUACUGGCUCAUUUGAUGACAACUUGACCUAGGUACACAGUGCUAGCACACACACACACACACACACACACACACACACACACACACACACACACACACACACACACACACACACACACACACACACACACACACACAGACACACACAGAGACAAGCCUCCUUCCCAUCUGAUCUAAUUCACCACCAGAUGGUAUCAAGCUGUCAGCUCAGCCCAUUCUUCAUCUGUGUGUGAAGUGACAGGCUGAGCUCGACACACGGCCACAAGUCUGGUGACAAACAUCCAAUGUACAUUUUUUGAGCUUUGAACCGAGGUAUCUGGUGAUACCACGAGCACUUUGUCUGUUCACCUCUGUGUGUUUGGCUGUUGUGUUCUUGUGUGGGAAAUUCCUGUUUGACAUAGAUGUUCCCAAUAAUUCUUCCACUGUUUGGUUUGAGCCUGGCUUUGAGUACUGGUGGAAAAAUGCUAAUACUAACCCUCAUUUGUGGCUAACUGCUUGGGGAUACAGCCUUUGACCCAACAGUUGGACCGCACACACACACACACACAGACCUAAUAGGUUAACAUUAAUGUUAAAUGUUACAGCAAAUGCUUAACUGCCAUAGGCUCUGAGGCCCAGCUAUGAUUGAACAUUUGAAAAUGCAGAAUGUUGAUUUUGACAAGACCUAUUGCCCACAAUUCACACUUCGGCAUUUUGAAUCCUUUGUUCAACCCCAAAGUUAACAUAGUCCGUCCUAAAUGUUGAGUGAUUGGGGCGGUCCCUAAAUCUCUCCUGCAGUGUAUUUAAACUGAUGGAUUCUCAUUUCAGAAAAUGUUUGGCUUGGAUCACGUCAGUAGCUGACACGUUGGCUAAAGUAGUCCUUUCAUAUUUACCUGGGUAUUUUUAUAAUACAUGUAGAGUGUGUGGUUUUGUCUCCUGUUGGCUUUCACAAACAAACACCAGCGCUGUGUCAUGAGUAUGAACACUAGUAUAAUCAGUCAUAAAGUCAUUGAUUUUUCAAAUUGCAUGUAAGACCUCUAAGGGACUGUAUGAAAAAGUAUCGACAGUGGGGCCUGAACCUGAUGUUUCAUAGAAGUGACUCUUAAGGAGUAGAAUGACCUGAUGGUGAAGUGAUGAAGAACAAAUGCAACAUUUAGCAGAUUUCCAGCUGCUCUGUUUUGAACCAAGAGCCUCCAAAAGAACAGUUAGCAGCAGUGACAGUGAACAGCGACACACGUCAUAUUUCCACUUCACUCACAAGUAGCAUCACAAUAGUUGAUAACAUUAUAACUGACAAUAAGGUGACGCUGAUGAAAACUGUCUUUCUUGAGAUGAUGUUCAGUCCCCACUGAGAACAACAGUGCAUGUCACUGUUGUUUCAUACAGUCCCUAACGCCAGCUGUCUCCACUGUAGUUGGACCUUGUGGUCUGCACCAUCUUCACAGCGCUGCUCCAUCCUUCGCUCAUCAUUGGUUGGGCUGCAGCUCAUUUCAGUUUCUAAAUAAAACACAUUAGUUCCCUGCUAAACACAAUUUCACAAAGCUGCACAGGGGACCCAGAUCCUUUGGAGUGAGAUUCACGAGGUGCAAUAAACCUGCGAGAAUGUAAUUCAAUGUCAUUAACAUGUGUGUUGCAUGAGGAGGUGUGUGGCUGCGAGAGCCUUUGCACAAUGUAUGAUAGGACUGUUAAUAAGAGAAGUCAAUUAUUUAGCCUUUAAAUGUGCAAACCUAAAAUGAAACCUACGUAUAAAGUUCCGAACCAAGAGUUUAACAAGAGAGAAGGAUCUAAGCCAACUGUGACAUACAUAUAAAGACUGUUGAACCUUUUCCCCAGAAAGAGCUGGUUACAUGUGGUUAUACGAGGAUGAGCCCGACCGAUGUGGACUUAUGGAGACUGCCACAGAUAUUCAGUCAAAUAAUCUGAUCAUGAUAUAUUGGCUGAUAUACAUAUAUUUAUUUAUUUUGAAUGAAGACCUAUGGUAUAUGAAAUCCUAAUGACAAAGAAAUGUUAUUGAGGCUUGAUAUUUUACAGUUAAACUAUAAACUCUACUAUAAAUAAAAAAGUGUAUACAAAAACUUUUUUUUAACAUCACAUUUAAUCAUAAAACAAUGUGAAAAUUAUUCAUAUCAGCCAACACCUGCAAAUGCCAAUAUGUCUGUGAAAGACUCAUUUCUGCAGACCAGAACAUCGGUCGGGGCUCUAAGACGAAGACUGUUAAGUUUAAAGGUAUUUUCUCUUUUCAUGAUCAUGUUCAGUCUUGUUUUGGAAUACAGGUGCAAACUGCCACAGUUUAAAAGACAAAGCAAUGCUUUAUUAAAGUUACCAGUCAGUGGUUCCCAGUCAUAGAAACAUGAGGGGAAAUGUUUUGUUAUCCAAAGAGCGGGGCACGGCAGAGGAUGAGCCCUACACGAUAGGACAUGGUGAAUUCUGUUCAAUGUUUUGUAGUUCUGAUGUUCACACUAGAAGCUCUUGUGUCUCAGUUUUUUCUCUCUGCUUUCACGUCAUAUUUGUGUAGCGUUUUGGUUUGGCUCAGGGAAUGUACUGCUGCAGUCCACUCAGCAACAACAAUCUCCUGACGUUUUCUAAAAGGUUAAUGCGCUCUGAAUCCUGCAGGUUUGUGUCUCAGCAGCAGUUUGGCCUGUGACAUCACUGACUAGUUUGCGUCCAGAAGGGAAACAGGAUUCAUGGUUUCAGCUCAGAUGAAGCAGCGAGUUACCAAUGGCUUUAUUAACUUUGAUCAGUAAACAACUACUACAUGCAGCCUUCAACUACUGAGACCAUGUUACAUGACAGGAAUAUGAGUCGAUCUGGUCAAAAAUAAUUUUAUUAACCUCUAAUAGUAUCACUGCCAGAAAUGCUGCAUUAAACCACUUUAUUGAUACAUAAGCUAAAAUAUGAAUUUACAUUAUUUAAUGUUUGAAUUUGUAUGUAUAUAUCAGUGGUUACCAACAUUCUGACUACAUCAUUUCCAAAUUGACAAUCAUAAUUAUUUACAUUUAUUACUCUGACACUGAUUAUUAUUUUGGUUGAUUAAAUAGCAGAGAUAAAUUUAGGAUAUAAAUACAUCAUUUUUUCCCUAAAACUGAAGUUAAUGUCUGGUUUUAUUUAACUAGCUGUCCUAAAAGUGAAUUUAUUGUGAUGUAAAGAAAAUCUCUGGGAAUAUAGGUUGACUGAUGAGCAGCUAUAAUUGUAUUUUGGAGUAAUCAUUCAUAAUUACAGCUCUAAUCUAUAAAACUUUAAUAAAGCUGUAUGUUACUUUAAUUCCUCAAUCUUAUUAUAAAGUGGUUUCAACACUUUGUUAUAGGUCUCUCUACAGUUUAUAGACAUUUCAGUGUAUGCUGUACCUCUAUUAAUAUGGAUUAAAGCAUUCAUAAGUGUUUAUUAAUAUACUUUUGAACAACAAUGCCUACUACGACACCAGUGACUGGUUAAUGUUUAAGUGGAACAAGAGUUGUAAUAAUAUAAAAUAUAUAUUUACGAGAGAAGGAAUCAUUGCUGACAAAGCUCGUAAAUUAUGUAAAAUGUCCUCCUGGCACAAUUGACUUACAGCAUGUGUUAUACUGUUGUUUGCAUAGCACUUACAAAGUGCUUCAUAAAAAUCCAUGGCAAAAAAUUAACUAAGAUAAAAGGUAUUAAAUUCACUUCAAUUUUAACCGCUAAAAUCAUGAAAUAAGACCAAGACCUUGGAAUUUAGAGAAAAAAAAUAUAUAGACCCUUUCUUUUUACAGCGAUUAUAAAAAAAACUUUUAUUGUAAACAUUGUAACCCCAAAACUAUUUUUCCAGAUCAACUACUGCCACCUUCUGUUCAGUUUGGGGUUAGACAUCAAAUAACCUGACAGUGUAUUUGUAACCCUCCAGAUUUUGGUCUGCCUGUGUCCUGCUCUGCAUUUAUUUCUUGAGCCAAACUUUUCAGAAAUUCAACACAACCUUCUGAAGCAAAUGUAUCAACCGUUUGCUCCCCUUCAAUCUGAAAUAAAUUCCUAUGAAAUGUC